Adineta ricciae is the source of this 375-nucleotide messenger RNA. The record is from the annotation of a GenBank genome assembly. Lineage: Eukaryota; Metazoa; Rotifera; Eurotatoria; Adinetida; Adinetidae.
AUGACUCGUAUCAAGUGCUCGAAACUUCGUGGAAAGAAACCAGAUGAACUACAAAAACAACUUACUGAAUUACGUCAAGAACUGAACACACUUCGAGUUGGCAAAGUAACCGGCAGCGGUGGAGCACAAAAAUUAGGCAAAAUCCGUAAUGUACGAAAAUCAAUCGCACGUGUGCUGAUCGUUACACAUCAAACGACAAAAGAGAACUUGCGCUCCUUAUAUCAUGGUAAAAAAUACAAACCCAAAGACUUACGACAACGUAAAACACGAGCCAUUCGACGUUUACUAACUCCAAAGGAAAAAUCCAUUCGUUUGAAGAAAGUUCAACGACAACAAUGGGCGUUUCCUCAACGUACUUAUGCUGUUAAAGCUUAA